Fusarium verticillioides 7600 is the source of this 585-nucleotide messenger RNA. RefSeq lists its product as hypothetical. NCBI's taxonomy places the organism in Eukaryota, Fungi, Ascomycota, Sordariomycetes, Hypocreales, Nectriaceae. The coding region runs from base 1 to 585 and encodes 194 amino acids. The record is from RefSeq and is a predicted model, not a curated record. The transcript has a single exon.
AUGUCAUCAGAACGUCGUUGGGAUCAACGCCGCUUUCGGCUCGAGGAGUCGACAACCCUCAACGACGGCAAGCGCACUAUCUUCAUCGAAACCAUGACUCCGGGAACUACUGUGCCGCCCCACUUCCAUACACGCUUCUCAGAAACAUUCGACCUCAUCGAAGGGUCAAUCUCUGUCUACAAGAGCACUGAUCCCAACUUAGACGCCCUAGAAGCCUCCGCUCAGUCACUAGAAGUGGGCAAGCCGCAGACUGUCACACCAAACCUCUUUCACAAGUACCUUGUCAAUGAUGAUGGAGGCGCUGUCUUGCGAGUAAUCCUUGAACCAGGCGACGCGGACUUUGAGAGGCUGCUGAAGAUCAUGAAUGGCCUUGACGCGGAUGGAAAGCUGGCGAAGAUGGGAGAUAGCUUGGUGCUCAUGGCAGUUGUUAUGGAGCUUAGCGACGCUCACCUUGUUGGUCCUGCGAAGGGUAUGUUGGAUGGCGUGAGAAGGGAUAAUAAGGACGAGAUUGAAAAGCUCAAGGCUGAGCUGUUGACGGCAUAUGACACUGAAGAAGCACUGCAGGGGCUACUCCAAGGGCAGUAG